AUGAGAGGUUUGAUUCCUACUUCGCCUCACCUGUGGAUCAUUUUGGGUGACUUUAAUUGUUGCCGUUUUGCUAAUGAAAAAGCUGGUGGUAUUGAGCUUUUACCUAGCAGGCUUGGGGAACUCAAUAACUUCAUUUUUGAUGGGGGAGUUCAUGAUUUUCCCUCUGUUGGUUUGUUUUACACUUUGUCCAACUUGCAGAUCAGUCAACCUAUUCACAUUAAGCUCGACAGGAUGCUUGUUAAUGUUGAAUUUCUGUAUGUUUUUCCACAAGCUUAUUACAACAUCUUACCUACGGCCAACUCUGAUCACUCCCCUUUGGUGUUAUUAGCAGCUCCCAAAUCCCACACGCCUCGUCGUUUUCUUUUUAAAAAUUACUGGAUUCAUAUGGUUAAAUUGAAGGAUAAGGAUCGGUCUUCUUCUCACUAUCUUUCUAAGUCCAUUUUGGAAUUUAAGAGCAAGCAUCAUGAUUGCCUUUCUAAGAGCAAGCAUCAUGAUUGCCUUUUGGCACUCCAAAAUCAACCUUUGGAUUCUGAACUUAACAAUAAUUUGAAGACUAUCAAAGAGCAUCUUAUUAAGCUCCAAGCUUCUUGGGCUUCGUGGAUUUCUCAGAGGGCUAAAGAGCAUUGGCUUUCCAAAGGUGAGGAUGAUCUUGGUUUCCUCUAUGCUAAAAUUCGGUCCAGGGCCAACCUUAACAUGAUUAGGGAAAUCUCUUUCCCUUGGGGGCAUUUCACUAAUCAUAAAGAUAUUGUUGAGGUCCUCAUAUUGCACUGUACUGAUUCCUUCAAUGCCCCUAAGCCGCUUAACGCUCUCAACUUUAAUAUUCCUUCUGGAAAAGUGAUUCCUGACAGUUUACUUCCAACCCUUUUAGCUCCCUUUUCUAAUGAUGAAAUUAAGGAGGCGAUUUUUCCUGGGCAUAGUUUUUCUGCUCCGGGUCCAGAUGGGUUCACUUUUGCUUUUUAUAAACUCUCUUAG
Molecule: messenger RNA, 972 nt
Organism: Dendrobium catenatum
Lineage: Eukaryota; Viridiplantae; Streptophyta; Magnoliopsida; Asparagales; Orchidaceae
Exons: 2
Coding region: 1-972 (323 amino acids)
Source: RefSeq, a predicted model, not a curated record